Messenger RNA from Passer domesticus (house sparrow), 7785 nucleotides. RefSeq lists its product as uncharacterized. The transcript has 6 exons. The record is from RefSeq and is a predicted model, not a curated record. NCBI's taxonomy places the organism in Eukaryota, Metazoa, Chordata, Aves, Passeriformes, Passeridae. The coding region runs from base 131 to 5050 and encodes 1639 amino acids.
UCCAGAGGCGGUGCCGCCAUUUUCUUGGCGACGCCCACGGGGCCGGUUCUGGGCCGGGACCGGCGCUGGUCCCGGGGCUCCUUCGCCACCGGAGCGCCCUCAAUGUGUCCCCAAGGUGUCCCCAGGGAGCAUGGAGCCCCAAGAGCUGUCCCCGGCAAUGCUGCACCCGCCGGUCACUGUGGUGGCCACCCUGGGCGAGCUGCUGGCCACCCUGCCCAGGCUGGACGAGAUGAAGAUGCUCGUGUCCCCAUUGCGCCUGUACUCGGACCUGAAGAAAUUUUGCAAGGAUCUCCGGGCCACGCUGUACCGCAUUAAUGGCACCUGGUGGCAUCGCAAUGUCACCUAUGAUGAUGAUGACCCUCCGACCUCCCUGAGCCGCGCCCUGGCUGCCUACGAGAGCACCCCAUGGACCACCUGGUUCCACGUGACAGUGGAGGCCUGGCACUGGCACGAGUUGGUGGAUGCUCUUGUGGACAGCUGGGCCCAGCAGGCCGGGGCGGCCACCAAGCUCCGCAACACCUGCAGGGAGGUGGCCACUGAGGCAGGAUAUAGAAUGGCCACUGCCUGGGCCAGGCGGCUGCAGGACAAGGCUGCCCAUGAUGGGACAGCUCAGGCAAACAUGGCGGAGCUGGGUCAGGCCCUGGGCAGGGAGGAGGGGGCCGAGGUGGUGGCUGGGCAUGAAGCCCGGGUGAGGAGAGAUGCCCGGGUGGCUACCAACAAGGCAACAAGGGCCACCACGGUGAGACAGUGGGCGGAGGCGGCCCUGGGGCUGCUGCAGCGCUUGGUGGCCGCGUGUCACGAAGCCACUGCUUUCCCCCAGGCGCUGCAGCGCCUGCUCAGGAACACUGAGGCUGCCCUGGAGGGGACAAAUGAGGCAUCCCCCAAUGUCCCUGAAGACUUGAUGGCCAAGGUGGCCAAGGCCGAGCGGCUGUGGGAGGCCAACGCCCUCCUGGCCAAGGAUCACCUGCUGGGAGCAGUUGAUGACAUCAUCAAGUUCUAUUUCACUGGUGGUCCUGCCAGCCCCAGUGGCUGUGGAGUGGCCGAGCGGUGCCAAAGAGCCAUCGAGGUCAUCCCAAGGCUCCUUCGAGCCCAGGAGCAUCCCCAGAGCAUCCCCGAGGUGUCCCCAGUGAGCAUGGAGCCCCAAGAGCUGUCCCCAGCCCUGCUGCAGCCACAGGUCACCGUGGUGGCCAUCCUGGGUGAGCUGCUGGCCACCCUGCCCAGGAAGAACGAGAUGAUGAUGUUAUCCGCAGUUGACCUGUACUGGGACCUAGCGGACUUCAACGAGUACCUCCCCACCCUGUACUGGGUUGAUGACAUCUGGUGGCGCUACAAAGUCACCUCUGAUGAUGAUGAACUUGUCACCUCCGAUGACGAUGACCAUCUAAUCUCCCUGAGCCAGGCCCUGGCUUCCUGGGAGAGCACCCCAUGGACCACAUGGGACCAUGUGACAAUGGCGGCCAUCCAGUGGUCGGUGUCAGUGGACAUGCUUGUGGACAGUUGGGCCGCACUGGCCAGGAGGGCUGCCAAGCUCCACAACACCGGCAGGGAAAUGGCCACUGAGGCGGCCGCAAUGCUGGACCAUGCCACCAUGUGGGAGAGGGAGCUGCAGGAGGAGGCUGCCUGUGAUGGGACAGCUCAGGAAAACAUGGUGGAGCUGGGUCAGGCCCUGGGUGGGGAGGAGGGGGCCGAGGUGGUGGCUGGGCACGAAGCCCAGGUGAGGAGAAAGGCCAGGGUGGCUGCCAGCGAGGUAACCAGGGCCACCAUGGUGAGACAGCGGGUGGAGGUGGCCCUGAGGCUGCUGGAGCGCUUGGUGGACGCGUGUGACGAAGCCACCACCCUCCCCCAGGAGUUGCAGCGCAUGGUUGGGGACAUUGAGGCCGCCCUGAAGGGAACAAGUGAGGCAUCCCCCAAUGUCUCUGAGGCCUUGGUUGCCAAGGUGGCCGUGGCUGAACGGCUGUGGGAGGCCAACGCCCGCCUGGCUAAGGAUCAUCUGGAGGGGACACUUGAUGACACCGUCAACCUGUAUUUCAGUUGUGGUCCCAACACCGCCUGUGGGGUGGCUGAGCGGUGCCAAAGAGCCACCGAGGGCAUUUCAAGGCUCCUUCGACCCCUGGAGUGCCCUCAAGGUGUCUCCAAGGAUUCACCAGUGAACAUGGAGUUUCAAGAGCUGUCCCCAGCCCUGCUGCAGCCACAGGUCACCGUGGUGGCCACCCUGGGCAAGCUGCUGGCCACCCUGCCCAGUCUGGACGAGAUGAUGCUGCUGUUCCUAAGGUGCCUGUACUGGGACCUGGAGGAAUUUAUCAGGGAUCUCCGGGACACUCUGUACUGCACUGAUGACAUCUGGUGGCACCGCAAUGUCACCUCCAACGAUGAUGACCCUCCGACCCCCCUGAGGCGGGCCUUGGCCACCUGUGAGAGCAGCCCAUGGACCCCCCAGAACCAUGUGACACUGGUGGCCAGCGAGUGGCAGGGGUCGGUGGCUGUGCUUGUGAACAGCUGGGCCGAGCUGGUCAGGGCAGCCACCGAGCUCCACAAUGCCUGCAGGGAGGUGGUCAAAGAGGCAGCUGACAGGGAGGCCACCAGCACCGCCCGGGCCAGGGAGCUGCAGGACAAGGCUGCCCGUGAUGGGACAGCUCAGGAAAACAUGAUGGAGCUGGGUCAGGGCCCAGGUGGGGAGGAGGGGGCCGCAGUGGUGGCCAGGCAUGAAGCCUGGGUGAGAGAAGAGGCCAGGAUGGCUGCCAGCUGGGCAGCAAGGGACACCAAGAUGAGACAGAGGGUGGAGGAGGCCCUGCGGCUGCUGGAGGACUUGGUGGCCGCGUGUCACAAAGCCACCGCCUUCCCCCGGGAGCUGCAGCGCAGGGUUGGGGACAUCGUGGCUGCCGUGAAGGGGACAAAUGAGGUAUCCCCAAAUGUCCCUGAGGACUUGGUGGCCAAGGUGGCUGUGACUGAGUGGCUGUGGGACGCCAACGUCCGGCUGGCCAAGGAUCAUCUGGGAGGAACACUUGAGGACAUAAUUGACUGCUAUUUCCGCUGUGGUCCCGACAGCCCCCGCUGCCACAGGGUGGCCGAGCGGUGCCGAAGAGCCACUGAGGACAUCCCAAGGCUCCUUCAAGCCCCGGAGCGUCCCCAGAGUGUCCCCAAGCUGUCCUCAGUGAGCAUGGAGCUCCAAGAGCUGUCCCCGGCCUUGCUGCAGCCACAGGUUACUGUGGUGGCCAUCCUGGGUGAGCUGCUGGCCACCCUGCCCAGGGUGGAUGAGAUGAUGCGGCUGCUCAUGUCCCCAACAUGCCUGUACUGGGACCUGGAGGAAUUCACCAAGGAGUUCCGGGACACCCUGUACCGCAUUGAUGACACCUGGUGGCAUCGCAAUGUCAUCUUUGAUGAUGAUGAUCCUCCUACCAGCAUAAUCCAAGCCCUGGCUGCGUGGAAGAACAUCCCAUGGACAACCCAGGUCCAUGUAAGCUUGGCAGCCUGGAACUGGCACAGGUCGGUGUCUGGGCUUGUUAACGGCUGGGCCCAGCGGGCCAGGGCAGCCACCAAGCUCCGCAACACCUGCAGGAGGGUGGUCAAUGAGGUGGCCCAAAGGGAGGCUACCUCCCAGGCCAGGGAGCUGCAGGACGAGGCUGCCCAUGAUGGGACAGCUCAGGAAAACAUGGCGGAGGUGGGUCAGGCCCUGGGCAGGGAGGAGGGGCCCGAGGUGGUGGCUGGGCAUGAAACCCGGGUGAGGAGAGAGACCAGGGUGGCUGCCAGCGAGGCAACCAGGGCCACCACGGUGACGCAGCGUCUGGAGGCGGCCCUGGGGCUGCUGGAGCGCUUGGUGGCCGCGUGUGACGAAGCCACCGCCUUCCCCCGGGAGCUGCAGCACCUGCUCAGGGACAUCAAGGCUGCCCUGGAGGGGAUAAAUGUGGCAUCCCCCAAUGUCCCUGAAGACUUGGUGCCCAAAGUGGCCGUGGCCGAGCGGCUGUUGGAGGCCAACGCCCACCUGGCCAAAAAUCACCUGCUGGGGACAGUUGACAGCAUCAUGGAGUUCUAUUUCACUGGUGCUCCCGCCAGCCCCAGUGGCUGUGGAGUGGCCGAGCGGUGCCGAAGAGCCACCGAGGACAUCCCAAGGCUCCUUCGACCCCCGGAGUGUCCCCAGAGCAUCCCCGAGGUGUCCCCAGUCAGCAUGGAGCCACGAGAGGUGUCCCCUCCGCAUCUGCAUGCGCUGGUGGCCGUGGUGGCCACCCUGGGCGAGGUGGUGGCCACUGUGACCGGGCCACACAGGGGCAAGUUCCUGCACGAGUCCCCAGACACCCUGCAUGAGGACCUGAAGAACUUCACCCGGAGCCUCUGUAAGAUCCUGGACCACGGUGAUGUCACCUCUCUGGGCAACUCUGGUAUCCCCUCCCUGGGCCGGGCCCUGGCCGCCCUCAGGACAGCCUCUGGGACCACCCAGGCCAAUGUGAGAGCCGUGGCCAGCGCCUGGCGGGAGUUGGUGGCCAGGCUCGUGGACUGCUGGGACCAGCUGGCCAGGGAAGCCACCAAGCUCCGUGACACCUGCAGGAAGGUGGUCACAGACCAGCAGCUGAUGGUGGCCCGGGACAAGGAGGAGGUGGCCCAGGAAAUGGCCACACACGAUGCCCAGGUGGUGGCAGCCACCAACGAGGCCAUGGGAGAGGCUGUGGCGGCCACCAGGAGGGGACAUUGGGCCGAGGUGGCCCUGGGGCCACUGCAGCGUUUGGUGGCCAUGUGUGACAAAGCCACCUUGUUCAACUGGAACAUGGAGUGCCGGCUCAAGGACAUCAAGGCCAUCCUGAAGGGGACAAAUGAGGUGUCCCCUGAUGUCCUCCAGGCCUUGGUGGCCAAGGUGGCCGAGUUUGAGUGGCUGUGGGUGGCCAGCACCCGCCUGGCCAAGGAUCACCUGCUGGGGACACUUGGGGUCAUCGACAACAUCCUCUUGAGCCCCUAUGGUGACCAUGGCGGCCCCGGUGGCCCCGGCAGCCGCACAGUGGACGAGCGGUGCCAAAAAGCCAUCGAGGACAUCCCGAGGCUGCUGUUGUGGUGGUGUUUGUAGGUCCCAGGACGAGAGAAGGGAUGAGAAUCUGACUCAAUUUUUCAGGCUGAUUUAUUGUUUUAUGAUACUAUAUUAUAUUAAAUAUGCUAUGCUAAAACUAUACUAAAGAAAUAUUGAAAGGAUACAUCAGAAAGGUAGAAAAGAAUGAAUAGUAAAAACCUGUGACAGAGCAGAGAGUCCGACACAGCUGGUUGUGAUUGGCCAUUAAUUAAAAACAAUUCACAUGUUUGGAUAAACAAUUGUCCAAACCACAUUCCAAAGCAGCACAACAUGGAGAAGCUGAAGCUUGCCAGGAGAGAAAAUCCUGGCAAAGGGAUUUUUCAUAAAAUAUCACAGUGACAUGCUGUGGGGACAGUGAUGUCACCGGUGUGAAAUCAUUAGGGCAGUGAUGUCACUGGAGAAAGUGUUGGACACUUCAGUCCCACCAGCCCAUCAUGUCACCAAGUGCCCGUCAAGUGCCACCAGUUCCUCAAGUGCCACCAGCUCCCCAAGUGCCACCAGUUCUUCAAGUGCCAACAGCUCCUCAUGUCACCAAGAGCCCCUCAAGUGCCAUCAGCUCCUCAUGUCACCAAGAGCCCCUCAAAUGUCACCAGUUCCUCAAGUGCCACCAGCUCCUCGUUUCACCAAGAGUUCCUCAAGUGCCAUCAGCUCCUCAUGUCACCAAGACCCCCUCAAAUGUCACCAGUUCCUCAAGUGCCACCAGCUCCUCAUGUCACCAAGAACUCCUCAAGUGCCAUCAGCUCCUCAUGUCACCAAGAGCCCCUCAAAUGUCACCAGUUCCUCAAGUGCCACCAGCUCCUUGUUUCACCAAGAGCUCCUCAAGUGCCACCAGCUCCCUCAAGUGCCACCUGUUCCUUGAGUGCCACCAGCUCCUCAUGUCACCAAGAGUCCCUCAAGUGUCACCACCUCCCUGAGUGCCACCAGCUCCUCGAGUGCCACCAGCUCUUCGUGUCACCAAGACCGCCUCAGUUGUCACCAGUUCUUCGAGUGCCACCAGCUCCUUGUGUCACCAAGAGCCCCUCGAGUGCCACCAGCCUGGGACAGAACUGGUGCCACUGGGCUGAUGGUACUGCCGUGUCACUGGUGCCACCUGCAUGCUGUCCCUGUGUCCCCUCAGAGGGGACACGAGGAGUGGCAGAGGGGACACAGGGGUAGUGGACAGGGGCUCUCAAAGGGACAGAGGGGACAGCAGAGCCCUCCAGGGAGGGCACAAGGGGGACCCUGGGAGGUCACAAGUGUCACCAGGUCCCUGACACCUCCCCUGUCCCCUUCCCAGCUGUCCCCUCUGCAGCUGGAGGUGAUGAUGGAUGUGGUGGCCAUCGUGGGCGAGGUGGUGGCCACCGUGACUGGGCCAUACAGGGGCAAGUGCCUGCACAAGUCCCCAUACUCCCUGCAUGAAGGUACCUGAGGAGAUUCACCGGGAGGCUCCGUAGGACCCUGAACCACGGCAGUGUCACCUCCACCGUGGUGUCCCCUCCCUAGGCUGGGCCUUAGUCACCCUUGGGGCCACCCUGGGACAACCUGGGCUGAUGUCAGAGCCGUGGCCAGUGCCUGGCAGGAGUCGGUGUCCAGGCUCAUGGACAGAUGGGCCCGGCUGGCCAGGGAGGCCACCAAGCUCCAUGCCACCUGCAGGGAGGUGGCCACUGCUGAGGCCACUGCUGCAGCCACCGCCCAGGCCAGGAACUGGCAGGACACGGCCGCCUGCUUGGGGACAGCUCAGGAAAACACGGUGGCCACGGAACAGGAGCUGCCACUGGCCCUUGACAGGGAGGAGGGGCUGCGCUCAAGGCCCAGGUGGUGGAGGCCACCAACGAGGUGCUGGUGGCCACUGUGGCCAUGGGAGAGGCCGUGGUGGCCAAGAGCCAGGGGAUGGUGGCCACCACGAGGUGAAGGUGGCCCUGGGGCUGCUGGAGUGCUUGGUGGCUGCGUGUGACAAAGCCACCGCCUUCCCCCAGGAGCUGCAGUGCCUGCUCAGGGACAUCGUAGACACCACGGAGGGGACAGAGGAGGAGUCUCCCAAUGUCCCCAAGGCCUUGCCAGCCAAGGUGGCCAUGGCUGAGUGCUGUGUGUGGCCAACGCCUGCUUGGCCAAGGAUCACCUUCUGGGGACACAAGAUGACAUCAACAACAUCUUCAGUUUUGAUGCCAACAGCUCCAGUAUCCGUGUGGAGACCAAGAAUGCCAAAAAACCAUUGAGGACAUCCUAAAACUGCUGCAGGGAUGGUGGUGUCACUGCUGUGACAUCAUGGAGGCAGUGACAUCAUAGGAGACGUUGCUGCUCUCACCUGUCCCCUCCCCGUGCAAUAUUUGAGACAAAUUGGGGGAAUUUUCUGUGAAUUUUCAUUGAUACUGUUGCAAAUCUUGAUGGGAACUUCUGGGGUGACCUCACCAGGGACAGUCUAGGGACACUCAGGGACACUCAGGAACACUCAGGGACAGGGGUGACUGAGUCCCCUCAGCAGCUUCCCGCUUUCCACUGUGCCUGUAGCAGAGCCGGGACAUAAACGACAAUAUAAAAAUUGCCUUCUGCAGUACUGCAUUGGCUUUUGCACUUUUGUAUUGCCUUUUGCACUUUUGUAUUGCCUUUUGCACAUUGUUAUUAUUCAACAGCAAUUUGAUAUGGUGUUUGAUACUGAUACUGAUUGUCAGUGAUUCCUUGUAGCUGCUGGUUUGUGCAAUAUAAUCUAUCAGUUCAUGUGUGUACCGUACAGCCUCUAAAUAAAUUAAUUAAUUGAA